This is a messenger RNA of Podarcis lilfordi (Lilford's wall lizard), 6535 nucleotides long. NCBI's taxonomy places the organism in Eukaryota, Metazoa, Chordata, Lepidosauria, Squamata, Lacertidae. The record is from the annotation of a GenBank genome assembly.
AUGGCGGCAGCAGCGGCGACAGCAGCCCCAGGCGGGGCGGGGGUUGUGCCGGGACCGGGAGCGCCGAAGCUGGGAGUGGAGACGGUGAAAGGGCAAGUGUUCGACGUGGGGCCGCGCUACACGGACCUGCAGUACAUCGGCGAGGGGGCUUACGGCAUGGUCUGGUGAGUGAGCGCGAACCGCGCGGAAUGGCCCUGUCCGGGCGCCGUACCCGUGCCAGGAGCCCGAGGCUUGGCUGGCCGACCCGCCGAAAGCGGCCCUCCCGGCCGCCGUAGCCUUUCCGACAGGCUUCCGCCAUGUUGCUUCUUAGUUACUGAACCCCGACAGAGGCGCCUGCCGCGCUCUCGACGCUGCUCUCCCCGCCCCGACCCUGUCCGCGUCGGCUCCCGUUGCUCCUCCGCUCCAAGGCUCCCCGUUGCACGCGCAGGGCUCUCCUCUCGGCUGCAGCCUUUUUCUGCAGAUGCUCUUCUCCCAAACUGCCCUGUGAACUAGGAACGAGCAGAAGCAGCACGCCCUAGCCCUGCCAAGUCAUUGUUGUGCUCCGAGCCCCUCCCAGGGACUGGCCCUUGCCGGCCCGCUAUCUCCUUGUGCCAAUAUUUGCCAGCUUCCUUGCUCAUGCCUCCAUUGUUCGGAGGCUGGCUGGUGCCUUCCUGCUGCUUUCGAAGGGCGCUUCUGUGCAUUUUAAUACCAAGGUGGCAAGCAGCUUGGUGGUCGCAGCCCUGGUGCCCCCUUAUCACUGCAGCACUUUGGUGGAGAAGUUGCAUCUGACAAACUUCUUGUUGCACGGCUGUUGGCACCAGGGACACGUCUUGCAAGUCGGAGGCUGGCUAACCUGCCUUCUUGCCAAACCUCUCAUUGCCAUGUAGUUAAGUAAUGCGGGAAUGCUUGAUAUGAUGUCAGCCCCACUCAGUGCUAGCACUUUUUACACCACUAUUCCUGUAGGCUCCAUAGUUUUGCCAGCCUUGUUAAAUACCAUAUUGAGACAUAGUGUGUGUUCUUUUCUAGACUUGGGUUGACACUAGGCCUAUAGUUUUAAUAUUAAUGGUAGGCUAUUCCAAUAACUGAACCUUCAGAACUGCUGUAUAUGCCUCAUUUGUGCCUUCAAAAGUUAACCCAGGCUAGGGUAUUUGCAAUAUCCUAUUGUAUGAAACCUAGCCACCAUAUUACACCCAACAGCUUGGGUUUGGUACUUAAGCUGCCAGUACCUGUAGCAGUCAAACUGUGUAACACCUUUUAUUCUGAAGUAUUUAUUAUCUCCUCACUAAGCAUCUGAUCUUCUAGGCUUCUGUGCUUACACUCCAUGCCUUGAGAGCUUUACAGUAGGUAUAGGAAACAUUUGGCGCUGCAGAUGUUGCCGAACUACAAUUCCCAUCAGCCCCAGCAAGCAUAGUCAGUGGCCAGGAUCGUAGCAGUUGUAGUUCAGCAACAUCUGCAGGGCCAGAGCUUCCCUGUACCAUGCCACCUAGUGUUGACUCUUUACGUCUCAUUCUGCCAGCUCUUGCCAGCUGCCAGUACUUGUGCCAAGUGGUGAUAAUGGAGCCAAACAGUUGGGUUUUCUAAAUAAUUGUAUCAUGCAAUUUGUACUGCUGUGCCUGCUAUUUCCUCCUCUCUCCCUUAUCUUUCUGUCCUUGUAUUGAUCCUAUUGACUUAAGAUCCAAAACCUUGGUGUACAUUUGGGGCUUUCUGACUGCCUUGCAUGGAAGCAGUUCCCCUUGUCAGUUGCUCUUGUGGAUCACCAGACUGUUUUCUUCCAAUGGGGGAGAGGAGGGGGAAAAAGGCAUUUGGCAAUUUGGAGAAAGAAUGUAUGCAAGCUUUUAUACUGAGGAGACAGUCUAUGUAUGUGCACGGACCCAGAGGUUACCAUCUGCAUGUGUCUUUUGUCUUCCUUUCCCCACAGCUCUGCCUACGAUCAUGUCAACAAGAUCCGGGCUGCCAUAAAGAAGAUCAGUCCCUUUGAGCACCAGACGUACUGCCAGCGCACACUGCGAGAGAUCAAGAUCCUUUUGCGCUUCAAGCAUGAGAAUGUCAUCGGCAUCAAUGACAUCCUGCGUGCACCUACCAUCGACCAGAUGCGUGAUGUGUAUCCUUGAAGACCACUGUUGUCCCUUCCAAGCCUGGAAGGGCACCUACGUGAAAAUAUGUUUUGAUGCCCAGAGGCUGUGGGAGUCACACUGUUAUCUGCAUAGAGUCCUUGAAUCAAAUGCGUGGCUCUGAGGCUUUGGCUGGCACACAGCAUAAUGAUGUGUUGUGGAAUUGCUGGGAAAAGAUUGUGCCAGCAUCCGCAUUGGCUUCCUGUUGUCUUCUGAGCAUGGCUCUGGGCGUUGUGCUUUUAAUGGGUUAGGGCUAAAAUGAUCACUUAGAUCAAGAAUGUUCUUUUAGUACCAUGCCUCUGAAUAGGUUUACAUCACAAGCAUGUGAAGAGGCGGUGUUAUUAGCGGUGCAUCAUUAUCAGCGAUACAUUCUGCUUGGCAGUCAUUGGAAGUGUUAGCAACACUCAGUAUCUGGCUGGACUACACCUAUGAAAAUCUAACUCAGCCUGAGGGACAAAUUGUGGGUGGCAUCAUGGGUGGCUCAGCACUUUGUGUGCACUUUAUGGUUCCCCCUUCCCCUCCCAGGAUGCUCCUUUACUUACAGUACUACUAUUAAAGUUGUUUUUCUUGACUGUUGCUCUUGCUCCCUCUUUCCUGGAGGGGGCACCAUUUCUCCCUCUGCAGAUAUAUAGUUCAGGAUUUGAUGGAAACUGAUCUCUAUAAGCUGCUGAAGACCCAGCAGCUCAGCAAUGACCACAUCUGCUACUUUCUCUACCAGAUUCUCCGAGGGCUGAAAUACAUCCAUUCUGCCAAUGUGCUUCAUCGGGACCUGAAGCCCAGCAACCUUCUCAUCAACACCACGUGUGACCUGAAGGUGGCAUUCAGCAACUUUUGCUAGACUCUUUCCUUCCCUCUCCAGCUGACACCAGCUUUCUCCCACCCCCACUCUGCAUUUUGCAACCUUAGAUUUCUGCUCAUCCUGGGUUUCCUGCUCAUGCCCAUCCCCUUUGGGGUUUUUUCCCCCCUCUCUCUCCUUACAGAUCUGUGACUUUGGCCUGGCUCGGAUUGCAGACCCAGACCAUGACCACACAGGUUUCUUGACGGAGUACGUCGCUACUCGCUGGUAUCGAGCCCCUGAAAUCAUGCUUAAUUCCAAGGUAAGAUAGUAGGAGUGAGGACAAGUGAUGCAAAGUUCAGUUGGAAGUGAGGUCUCUCAACCUCUUGGGGGGGGGGAUUAACAUAGCCAUGAAAGCAACAUGAAGACAUUUUCUUAAUUUAAUAACACUUAGCUCACACCCACCAUAUGGGUCUUUUUUUCCCCAUUAAAUCUGGGAGAGAUGUCUUCCUGAAUCCUGUACUUUUGCUGGGGCCAUAGUUUCAGGCUUUCAGUGCCUCAUAAAGAAAGGAACCUUAGUUUUCAUUCUGCCAGAUAGUCACUGUGCAAGGAGAAAGCAGCCUCUUCAUGAACUGUGGGCUGGUUAUGCAUGGCAGGGAAGCCCAGAACCUGGUUCUCUUUCCAUGUCUUUUACCCUCUUCUCAGGGCUACACCAAGUCUAUUGACAUAUGGUCUGUGGGCUGCAUCCUGGCUGAGAUGCUGUCAAACCGACCCAUCUUUCCUGGCAAGCACUACCUGGACCAGCUGAACCACAUCCUGGGUAAGGGGAAAAUAUCAGGGAGUAAAGCAUUUGGUAUUGGAGGGAAGAGGUUCUUUUGUACUCACUAUUGAAUGGCCAACUCUGCCUCCCUCUUGGUCUCUUUUCAGUACCCAAGGCCUUGCUUGUUCCAGAACUUGAAAACUAUUUUCCCUGUCCAAUAUAUCCAACAAAGUUCUAUCUGCCAUCUCUACAGGUAUUCUGGGUUCCCCGUCUCAAGACGACUUGAACUGCAUCAUCAACAUGAAGGCUCGCAACUAUCUCCAGUCGCUGCCCCAAAAGCCCAAGGUUCCCUGGGCCAAACUGUUCCCUAAGGCUGAUCUCAAAGGUAAGGGAGGAAGAAGGCAAAGGGUGUUCAGCCACUUCUGUGUCCCAGCAUGCAUUGCUCAUUGUUGUCCAUUCUCACAUUCCAGUGUUUUCCCUACUAUUUGCCUAAUUAUACUUCCCAAUAUAACCUAAGCCAGAAGUCUUUAAACUCUUUUGUUUCAGAGAAGGGUCCCAUUAGCCUGUGCAGGUUGCAGUUUCCCCCUCACUGUUCAAAUAUAAAUGUUGUUCAGCCACCUGCAUUUUCACCCAGUGUAACCAGGACUUUUAUGUCUCUCAUCACUCUGGCCAUGAAGGGGUAUGAAAAUUAGUGUGUCCUGAAAUUUCCUUUUGAUGCAGCUAUUAACAAUAUAAGAGCUGUGGUUUUGUUUCUAACUAAUAACAUAAACAGACAGCCACACCCUAGACAAAGCAAUGGGAUAAAAGUUCUUAAUUAGCAUUCAGAGGUAAUGCCAAUCAAAUUGUCAGCUACCAGUAAAGGCGGGCAAAACAUAGUGAUGAUGCUAAUGUUAGUCCCCUUGAAGCCAAGACAAUUGAGAUUGUUGCACUAUGGUUAUGCUCUGUGCAGCUUACAGUUCCCCAAGCAAAUUAUAAUUCAUCCACAAAAAGAUAAAACAUUAAAGGUAUUUGGAGCUCUUUAUGCUGGUUCCUUCUGCUCUCUGGCAGAUGGUGGACUUCCUCCAGGGGGCAAAGUGAAGGAAGAGAACAGAGAGAGUUGCUGAUGGAGUUGGGGGCUGGCUGAUGGUAAAUGUUGCAACUCCGAGAAGCUGCCCUUACCACAAUCUGUCAAAUUGUUGUAGCCCAAUCCUGUGCAUGUUUCACUUGGAAGCAACUCCCACUAAGUUCAGUGAGACUUACUCCCUUUAAGUUGAAAAGCAAAUAACUUGAGACUUAAAACAGGCAGCAAUUUCUUCUGAAGAGCAAGAAACCAGCCAGAGUAGCAUUUGGAUGUUCUUAGAAUACAAAACUGUGAAAAGACUGUUUGAAGGAGGACAGGUGAUAGCUGAGAAGCUAAAUGAAUUGUCCAUGUUGAGGACAUGUACGGUGUGUGAGAGCUCUCCUCUAUGACAGUGUUUGGAAUACAGAGCACUAAGGAGCUACGUUAAAUCAAGAUGAUACACAGAGAAGAUUUCUAGGAGCUAAUUGAUAAGUUUCAAAUUUCAAUUGGGGACAAAUUGCAUUUACUUUAAGAGUCCUUAAAGACCUUAGAUGUUAAAAGCCCAGCAACUUCACAAGUAUGUGCAACUUGUCAGUGUAAGGCCCAUUUUAAAGAAAGGAUUCAGGGGUGAAUUGCAAAUGCCACACCUGUAAGUCUUACUGUCACAGGUCAAUUGGUAAAAUCAUUACGAAAGCCAGAUAGUAAGUGCAUAAGAGAGAUUCUGGGGUUAUGGUGAGCAGCUCACUGAAAACAUCAACUCAGUGUAUCAUUGCUGCGAAAAAAGGCGCUCGGAUUUCCUAGGCACUCAAAUGUUGAAUUAAUUGGAAAGGGGUUGAGAAUAACACUCUGGUGCCUCUCUGUAAACCUGUAGCAAUCCCUGAGCUAGAGGAGUGUUGUUGUGGACCACGCCCAGGCCAAGUAGGGUAGUGCAAGCCGGGAGAAGGUACAGAAGUGAACAGCCAAGGUGGUCAAGUGAGGUGAAGCAUCUUCCCUAGGAGGAAAGAGCAAAGCAUGUGGGGCUGGUGGCCGCCAGCAUAGAUCACAUUCAAAGGGGGUAGACGCAUUUGCAUGGCGCGACUGUGAUGUCGGCAGCCGCCCAUAUUCACAACAGAGAAAAGGAACGUCCACUUCAAAAACAAAUGCACCUGUGAAUAGGCACAAAAUGGAGAGAGCUGUUGCUGCACAAGCAGGGCAUGGAAGCAUCUACCUGGCCAUCAUUGGAAACGGAUGCUGGGCUAGAUGAGCCCUCGGCCUGAUCCAGGAGGAAUCUUGCUAUGGGAUGCUGUGGGUGAUGCCAGCCACCUUUCAUUGCUCUCUGCUGCCACCUGUGGCCAGAUUCCAGGCCUGCAACUAUUUGCUGGCACAAUUUUGUGUGUGUGUGUGUGUGCGCGUUUUCUUCCUGUUGCCAUCUGCUGUCUGGCUGCUGAUACUGCAUCCUAUCCCCCCCCCCCUUUCCCUUUUUCAGCUCUGGACCUGUUGGACAAAAUGUUGACCUUUAACCCUAAUAAGCGCAUCACGGUGGAGGAGUCCCUUGCCCACCCUUACCUAGAGCAGUACUACGACCCCUCAGAUGAGGUGCUGGACGCUUUGGUUCUUGGGGUUUGACUACCGUUUGAGGGUAUUUGGGAGCACAAGGCGAGGAACGAGAAGGAGGGAGUACAGUGGGCUAGGAUGGGCGGACUUGGGAAACGAAGGCAUUUGGGGACCAGGAUUCCUGGAUUUUUACAUCUCUCCCUUUGCUCCACGCUUAGCCUGUGGCUGAGGAGCCUUUCACCUUUGACAUGGAGCUGGAUGACCUGCCCAAAGAGAAGCUGAAAGAGCUGAUAUUUGAGGAGACGGCACGAUUCCAGCCUGGCUACCAGGGGCCCUGA